Plasmodium relictum is the source of this 204-nucleotide messenger RNA. Its product is annotated as 40S ribosomal protein S28e, putative. The coding region runs from base 1 to 204 and encodes 67 amino acids. Gene Ontology annotation, cellular component: cytosolic small ribosomal subunit; ribosome. The transcript has a single exon. Gene Ontology annotation, biological process: translation; maturation of SSU-rRNA; ribosomal small subunit assembly. Lineage: Eukaryota; Apicomplexa; Aconoidasida; Haemosporida; Plasmodiidae. The record is from RefSeq and is a predicted model, not a curated record. Gene Ontology annotation, molecular function: structural constituent of ribosome.
AUGGAAAAAUCCAAAUUAGCAAAAGUUGAAAAAGUUUUGGGAAGAACGGGAAGUAGAGGAGGUGUUAUACAAGUCAGAGCUCAAUUCAUGGGGGAUACCGAAUUGUCAGGAAGAUUUUUAAUUAGAAAUGUUAAAGGGCCAGUUAGAGAAGGAGAUAUUUUAGCUUUACUUGAAACCGAAAGAGAAGCAAGAAGAUUACGAUAA